AUGCUUACCCUAACUUUGACGGCUGAUUUGACGGGGGUGACUGAACUUAGACCUGAUGACACGCCUGAGGUCCCCUUUUGGUACACAUUUAAAGUCCAGUGUUCCUCAUGCCGCGACGUCCAUUCGAAUGCUGUGAAUAUCAGCCGAUUUGAGGCCAAUCAAAUGAGCGGUAGUCGAGGUGAAGCCAACUUUGUCUGGAAAUGCAGGUCGUGUAAGCGAGAAUCAUCGGCAACAAUCCUGGCGCCCCCCAUUGCAUACCAGCAAGGAUCUCCGCCUCAGCGCCAAAAAGUUUUGGAAUUUGACUGUCGGGGACUCGAGCUAGUAGAAUUUAUACCGGAAGGCGAUUGGCUUGCCACAGGUAUUGAAUCUAGCACUCACUUUGAAGGGAUUAAUCUCAGCGAAGGAGAAUGGUACGACUAUGAUGAGAAAUCAGGAGAAGAAGUGAGUAUCAUGGAUCUAAAGUGGGAGAUUCGUAGGAACUGA
Messenger RNA from Blumeria graminis f. sp. triticale, 483 nucleotides. NCBI's taxonomy places the organism in Eukaryota, Fungi, Ascomycota, Leotiomycetes, Helotiales, Erysiphaceae. The record is from the annotation of a GenBank genome assembly.